GCUGUGGCGAGAACCUGACCGUAUCGCUCUAAGUCCCUGCUGGACUCGGACUCUGCUGCCAUGUCUGGGAUUCUGCCUUCAAUCGAGAACUUUGCAAAAGCGACUGCCGCGACCGCCGCGGGACUAGGGACUGUCGGCGUCGGCCUGCUCUUCUUUGGUCAAAACUACCUCAUUUAUCCGUCCGCAUUUCCCCCGGGCUCUCGCACAGAGGUUCCGACACCUAUCGACUUUGGUCUCGAAUACGAAGCCCCGGAGCUGAUAACAUCGGACGAAGUGAGGCUGCGAUGCUACCUUCUUGCACAGAAGAAGGACCUGAGCAACCUUGGCGGGACUGCGGUGGAUCUGCCCGAGCAGUCGGACGAAGAGUAUGCAGCAAGCCAACCUAUAGUGAUGAUGUUCCACGGAAACGGGGGCAACAUCGGACAUCGGAUACCCCUUGCCAAGGUGUUCUACAUGAAAAUGCGAUGCAAUGUCUUCAUGCUGUCUUACCGAGGGUACGGCCACUCGGAAGGCGCGCCGUCAGAGAAAGGUCUGCAGACGGACGCGCAGUGUGCGCUUGACUUCAUCCGUGCACACCCCUUCCUCUCCAAGUCGCCUAUCAUUUUAUACGGUCAGUCCAUAGGCGGUGCCGUAGCCAUCGAUCUCGCGAGCCGAAAUGCCCACGCAAUCCGCGCACUCAUCCUCGAGAAUACCUUCACCUCCCUCCCGCGCCUCGUGCCGAGCGCAUUCCCGUUCCUCGGCCCGUUCGCCUUCCUCUGCCACCAGAAGUGGGACUCCGCGUCGAAGGUCCCGCUCAUCCCGCGCGGCAUCCCGAUCCUCAUGCUCAGCGGCGCGCACGACGAGGUCGUCCCGCGUGAGCACAUGCUGGACCUCUGGGAGAUCGUGCAGAAGCGCACGCACGCGGACAAGGGCGCGGAAACCGGGACGGUGCAGAACGGGAGGCGUGUGCAUUCAAAGUUUGUGGAGUUUGAGAAGGGGACCCAUAAUGAUACGUGUGUGCAGCAGGGGUACUGGACAAGUAUCGCUGAAUUUGUCCAGGCUCUGCAAUGAUACAAGUUAGUGGAGCCCUAUCCCGUGCUGCUUUCGGGAAUGUUUGCCACUGUCGUGUUACUCUAACGUCCUCGCUGAGGCAAUACCUCACCUACAUAUAUACACUCUCACUGCCGUCUAUUUCGGAUUCCCCUUCACAUGUAACAGUACCGUUCUCUCUUUGUGUGGUGUGCCAGGUAGCCGCGUGACAUUGUCAAUAUUAGAGUGCCUGGCUGUCAGGUCGUUUUGAUUUU
This is a messenger RNA of Rhodofomes roseus, 1283 nucleotides long. RefSeq names its product Alpha/Beta hydrolase protein. The record is from RefSeq and is a predicted model, not a curated record. The transcript is spliced from 10 exons. Gene Ontology annotation, molecular function: palmitoyl-(protein) hydrolase activity. Gene Ontology annotation, cellular component: membrane. The coding region runs from base 61 to 1050 and encodes 329 amino acids. Lineage: Eukaryota; Fungi; Basidiomycota; Agaricomycetes; Polyporales; Fomitopsidaceae.